UUAUUGUACAGUCACGCAUGCGCCAUAAUUUAGCAUCGUUUUUCGUGAAAUCGUUCGAAAGAAUCUGUUCUUCAUAUUUUUGGGCUGUCAUACGUAAACGUAAUCAUAUAGGAAUGAAUUGUAAUUGAUCGUAGUCGUUUUUCCGAAUAGCACGAAACGUGACGAAUAAAAAAGAUGGUGUUAAAUGAUUGUCCGGAAUCGGAAACAAUUGGUUGUGGAUUUAGUGCUUUUAAAGAAAUCGACGAGGUGACUUUUUUAAUUACUGAACUAAAAAAGGUGGAUCUUUCUCCGAGCCUUAUUGAAAAGAAUCGAGACCGAUUUAAUUUUAUCUUAUCACAAUAUCAGGAUCAAAGGCAAUUGCUAGAUCCUUAUUUGGAUGAUAUUCUACAGCCACUGAUUAGUAUUAUCAGAGAUGAAAAUUCUACGGAAAUUAUGCGGCAUAAUGCUUUUAAAUAUAUUUUCAUUGUUAUGUCCGUCAAAACAUACAAGAAGAUUGUUACAUACCUUCCACAUGAGGUAGCAGAUCUUUUCCCUGUUUUACGAAUGUUAGAAAAACAAGAUCCAAAUGAUGUGGAGACAUGGGAAACUCGUUAUGUACUUUUAAUUUGGCUUUCUAUAAUUUCAAAGAUACCAUUUCCACUCUCACGUUUAGAAGUUUCUGAUACUAAUUCCGAGCAAACAAUAAUAGUUAGAAUAUUGAAAAUAUGCAAAUUAUUUUGCGUAUCAAAGGACGCUUGUGCAGUAGCUGCAGUUUUUCUAAUUGCCAAUUUUUUAUCAAGAUCAGAUGUAAAAAAGUUAUAUUUGAAAGAAAUGAUAACAUGGAGUUUACAAUGUGUAGAAACUGAUCCUUUGAGACAUGGUCCAUUAGCAGUUAUAGCAGCUAUAUUAAAACACAGUGCAAGAGAAGAUGUUAAACCAUAUAUUCAAAUUAUUUUGGAUAAAGUUUUAGAAUUUCAUCUGAAUGAUAAUCCUGCAGAUCUUAUUCGGAAGUUUGGAAUUAAAAUUGUACAAAGAAUUGGAUUGGUGUUACUAGGAACAAAAUUGGCUCCAUGGAGAUAUCAAAGAACUAGUAGACCUAUAUGUCUAGAUCCUAAUAUUAAUACCAACUCUAACAUCAUGGAAAGUAUGGAGGACAAUAAAAAUGUUUCAUUGAAUCAUGAUGACCGGGACAUUCCAUCAGCAAUAGAAGAUAUAAUUGAACAACUUAUACAAGGUCUUAGAGAUAAAGCAAUUACAAUACGGUGGUCUGCUGCAAAAGGAAUUGGUAGAAUAACAGCAAGAUUGCCAAUGGAUUUAGCAGAUGAGGUUGUAGGAUUUGUGCUAAAUCUUCUUUGUGGUCGUGAAUCGGAUGCUGCUUGGCAUGGUGGUUGUCUGGCAUUAGCAGAAUUAGGAAGACGUGGUCUUCUUCUUCCUCAUCGUCUAAACGAUGUGAUACCAGUUGUUCUUCAAGCUUUAGUAUUUGAUGAACCAAGAGCUUAUGGUUCAAUUGGUUAUUUAAUCAGAGAUGCCGCAUGUUAUAUCUGUUGGUCAUUCCCAAGGGCAUACGAUUCUGAUAUAAUUCAACCAUAUGUAAAAGAAAUUGCAGCUAUGUUAGUAGUUGUUACUUGUUUUGAUCGAGAAAUUAAUUGUAGAAGAGCUGCUUCUGCAGCAUUCCAAGAAAAUGUAGGAAGACAAGGAAAUUUUCCACAUGGAAUAGAGAUACUUACAAUUGCUGAUUAUUUUGAAGUUGGAGUUAGAAAUCAUGCAUACUUAAAAAUUAGUGCACAAAUUGCACAAUAUGAAGAGUAUACAAAAUCUUUGAUUGAUCAUUUGGUUGUAAGAAAAGUUACACAUUGGGAUACAGCAAUUAGAGAACUUGCGGCCAAAGCCCUCUUCAAUCUAACAUCUAUUGAUCCUAAUUAUAUUAAGCAUACAGUUUUAUUAAAUUUAUUAGAUAUGCUAAAUUCUAUUGAUUUAAAUAUUAGACAUGGUGCAGUAUUAGCUAUUGCAGAAAUCUUGGAAGCAUUGUAUAAUUGCUGUAAUGAAAAAAUUGAAGAUAUAAUUGGACCAUCAGCUGUGGAAAAUGUCAGAAACAUAGUUAACAUAUUUAGGAAAAGAGGACAAUUCAAAGGUCUAGGAGGAGAAUUAAUGAAACAAGCAUGUGCUGUGCUCAUAAAAAAGUGCUCUAUUGUUCAUUUUCCAAUUUCCGUUGAAAUUAUUUGUGACUGGCAAAAUCUUUUAGAGGAAUGUUUGGGUCAUGAAGUAUCUGUAGUAAAGAUGAAAGCUGCUGAAGCACAUACAGAAUUUUUCCGAAAAUACUAUGCAAACAUGGAUAAUCAAGAUCGCAAUAUUGUUAUUAAUCGUUACCUUGAUAAUUUACAAUCAAGUAAUCAACUUGUUCGAAUAGGCUUUGCACAAGCUAUAGGCUAUUUCCCUUUAUUUAUAAUUUGUGAAAGAGUAAAAGAUAUAAUAGAAGCUCUCAUUAAAUGUACUGAAAUAUCAGAAAGUUCUUUAAAAUGGGCAGAAAGUAGGAAAGAAGCUAUUCAUGCAUUAAUAAUGGUUUGUCAAACUCUGGGAGUAAAAGAAGCAGAUAAGUGGAGUAUAUAUAUUCACAACUUAUAUGAUUGUUAUUUAUUGGCAUUGAAAGAAUAUACUAUAGAUAGUCGUGGAGAUAUAGGAGCUUGGGUACGAGAAGCAGCAAUGACUGGUUUGCAUAUGUUAACAAACUUAGUAUCACAAGCAAAAUUAUUUUCUGUAUUAAAUGAAAACUUAAUGGCAAAUAUAAUUGGAGGAAUUGCACAACAAGCUGUUGAAAGAAUUGAUGGAAUUCGAGCGCAAGCCGGAAUUGUUUUCAGUGCUCUUAUUCAUAAUGAUCCUCUUUUACCAAACAUUCCAUAUCAUGCAGAAUUAAAAACUAUUUUUCCUUAUGAUGAAUGUAAAGAAAAUAUAGAAUGGCGAAUGGAAUCUGCUACUUUUCCACGAUUUAUUAAAAUGUUAUCUUAUCCUCCUUAUACAAUGAAUCUUCUACGUGGAAUUAUAUUUAGUGUUGGCGGUUUAAGUGAAUCUUUGGUUAAAUAUUCUAGUGUUUCCCUAUUUUCUUAUUUACAAGAAUUAGAUGAAUUGGGUCUCAAAAGUUUAUGCUAUAAAAUUUUAAAUAUUUUUGAGGAAAGCCAUAAAAAUGAAAGAAUGAUUACAUCAAUGCUAGCUUUCUUAGAUCGCUUACUUAGUUCCGGUUGUAUCCAAGUCGUUCUUGAUGAUUUUGAAAAUGAAAUUGCAGAACAAAUUCUAAUACUGCUUAAACAAGAAAUAAAAAAUACGAACAAUACUAAGUUGUUAAUUAGCAGUAUAAAUGUAUUUUGCCAGCUCUUACAGAUACACGGGCCAGUUGCAAAAAGAGCAUUUUGUCAGUUAAGUAUUUUUCUUUGUCAUAAAUAUAAAUGCAUACGAAAAGUAGCUGCAUUAAGAACAUAUGAAGCUUUAACUCUUUAUGGGGAAGAAAUGGAUCUUCCAGAACAAGAUUUAAUGAAAAUUUUGACUGAAUUAAAUGUCACUGACUGGGAACAAUCAGUAUCUGAACUUCGACCCAUAAGAAAUAAUCUUUGUGAUUUAAUGAAAGUACCUGCUCCUAUUUUGCAAAAUAAGGUCAUGAACUGAGCUUGUUUUUAAAUUUUGUCACGUCUCAGUUAAAUUGGUAUAGAUCCAACAAUCAGGGGCCUCCACAAUUUUUCAGUGAUAUAGUCAUCGCAGACUGCAUUUUCAAAAGCUAUUGUAAACUUGUAAUUGGCAAUAAAAGAAAGAAAAUCUUCACUGUUCAAUAUUUCAAGGUAGAUCUGCAAGAGUUAGAGGUACAUCACUAAAUCUGCUAAAUGUUGAAGAGUAUGUAAAAAGAUUCAGAGUUUCCUGUUGAACUAAUAUUGGAUUAUUUCUUGGGGAUUCUUCAUGAAGCAAACCCCACGGAAUAUCGUCGGAUUUCCAUUUUGGUAAAUCAUUAAUUCGAAAAUUACUACCAUAGAAAAGAAAACUCUGAAAAUUAAGAGCGAUAUAUAUUUCAAAUAAUAAUGUUGAAAACAAGUAUGAGCAAUUUGCACAUUUAUAACAUUAAAUUUAAUAAAUUAUAAAUCGUUGAUUUUAUAAUAAUAAAUUAGUUAAUUUCUAUUCAGUAGCAAUAAUAGUUUACAACUAUUUGAAAAAUACAAAAUAUUAAUCAAAUUUGUAAUAAUAGGACUAUCUUAAUUUUAGAAAAUAACUGAAAUUUCUUAAAUUUUCAAUAUAUCCGAAAAUUUAUCUUUAAUACAAGUCAUAAAAAUGUAUAUACAUAUAUGUAUUAUAUACAUUACUUUUAUCUGUUUAUGAUAUUGAAAGGAUCGGUUACUUAUAAAAUAACACUGAUAAUUUCCACAGUCCCGUAAUUUUUCAUCAUUUCCAAAAGGUGUCCACCAUAGAAUUAUGGGUACAUCUAAAAAAGUAUGAUAAAAAUACAUGUACUAAUAUUUUCUUAAUUCUUAUACUUUUAGUUUAUAUCUUAUACUUUUUUAGAGAUAUUAAAAACUUGAUGCAUUUUAUAUACCUGGAUGAUGUAAUCUGUUACCAUUCUGAAUUAAGUAAACCUGUUAAUAAUAUUGAUCUUAAAACUCAUCAACCUCAUUAGUAUCUUACUUUAUCAAUAAUUUAAAUCAUAGUAUUUAGUAUUAAAAUAAUUUAAUGCGUAAUUAUUGUUAUUGCAGAGCAGAAAAAGAUUGGUUAUUAAUUUAUUAUUAUCAAUUAUUUUGCAUAAAACAUUUCAUUAUUAAUGUUUCUUACAUAAUUAUAUAAUUUUAUUUUAUAACAUUUAACCAUUUGAGGGAUGCUGGCAUAUUUUUUCACACAUGUUAAUAUAUUUUCUAAUAUUAUCUACUUCAUUUAAUAAUUAUAAGCAUUAUAUUUUAAAGAAAUGUAAUUAAAAAAUAAAAACUAAUCAUCUUUCACUGCCUGUAAUAAAUUCAUCCUUGAAGAGGUUUAAAAAUUAAAUUAAAUAUUAAUAAUAUUUAUUAAUUUUUCUUUUAUUUUUGUAUAACAGAAUUGACAAUUUGUUAUUAUAACAUGGUAAAUUAAUUGAUAUUAAAGCUAAAUAUUUUAUUAUUUAUAUUAAUAAAUAUCAACCUAUUCAAAUAACGAUGAUAUACUAUCUUAAACUAUUUUUGCAAAUAAAAUUAGUCUAGCGUAAUGUAUACUCAUAUGCAUAUAUAGAAAAUACUGUGAUAUUUUAUGCUAUAACGUACAUUAUAUACACGUGUAUACAUUAUGUAUAUGUAUGUGUUGUUAAUAAUAAAUAUUGACAUAAUAUAAUA
Molecule: messenger RNA, 5306 nt
Organism: Bombus terrestris (buff-tailed bumblebee)
Lineage: Eukaryota; Metazoa; Arthropoda; Insecta; Hymenoptera; Apidae
Gene: TBCD
Product: tubulin-specific chaperone D-like
Exons: 10
Coding region: 175-3633 (1152 amino acids)
Biological process (GO): tubulin complex assembly; post-chaperonin tubulin folding pathway; microtubule cytoskeleton organization
Cellular component (GO): lateral plasma membrane
Molecular function (GO): GTPase activator activity; beta-tubulin binding
Source: RefSeq, a predicted model, not a curated record